Trichoderma harzianum CBS 226.95 is the source of this 1032-nucleotide messenger RNA. RefSeq lists its product as hypothetical. The transcript has a single exon. The coding region runs from base 1 to 1032 and encodes 343 amino acids. The record is from RefSeq and is a predicted model, not a curated record. NCBI's taxonomy places the organism in Eukaryota, Fungi, Ascomycota, Sordariomycetes, Hypocreales, Hypocreaceae.
AUGUCUGCGACUCAAAUUACACAAACGCCACUCACAUCUAAUCAUCCGAGCCAACCAUCCAACUCGUAUCUCAAGAAAGCAGAGAAGAUAAAAGACGAUCACCAGACAGCAGACCUCUUACUCGCAAUCAGCCAUGCCGCUGUACAACGCCAACGGGAAAGCAUUCAGCAGCGAGAGAACCAGAAAAUCUUAGACCGGAAAUGGAAGGAAGAACACGUAUUGAAACCCCAAAUGGAACAGAAGAGGGAGCUCGAGGCAGAAGAAAAGACCAAGGAGUUGGUGGCGGAGCUAUUUGAGAGGGAGUUGACGCAGUGGAGAGAGCAGCGUGACAAGGCUUCAGCGAGAAACUAUCUUUCGAGAGCAGAGGUUGAUGAACAAGUACACAGAUUAGUGGAAGCAGUAAUCCAGUGCAUCGGCAUGGAAAAGCGCCGCAUGGAAGACGGGACGGAAGAACCGCACGAAAUCUGGCGCUCAAGAAUGAUUGCCCUUCGAAAGCAAAUAACCGCCGUCUGGAACGACAACGACAGAAGGAUACUCAUGGGCGUGCCGCGGUAUGUAGAGGGAUAUCCGGUCAGGGAAAGGAUUCGGCCACCGAUUUUUUUGGCGUUGAGGAGGCAGAAGAUGUCUGGGCUGAGAGGGUGUUUGCAAUGUGAAGUGAAGGGGUUGAUGUGUUCGAUGAGUGUGCAGGGGAGGGUGGUGGGGGAGGAGGUGAUGGAUAGGGGGUGUAAGAGGUGUGAGGGGGAUGGGGAUCGGUGUAUUGUUGACUGUGAGCUCGUUGAAGAGGUGGAGGAGGAGGGACAGUGGAAGGAGAAAGUGAGCCAUGUGUGGGAUUGGUGGGAUGGAGCUCCGGAGAGGGAGGAGGAUAUGGAUUCGGCGGAGGAGGCCGUGGAGAUGUGGGAGCGCCGACGAAGGGGAGCGAGGCUGGAGUUGGUAGGGGGCGUCAUGCAGUGGGUUGAGGUCAGGGGCUUCGCGCCCCAGGGUGGUGACAAGAGCGAUGGUGGUGACAAUGGUGUUGCGAGCUCGAUGGCUUGA